CGGUGUUUGUUAUGAUUUAUACUUGUGUAGAGUUCAUGGUUUCUAUAAAUUAAUUUUAACGAGUAUAUAUAAUGCUGUGUGUGGAUGCACACCUAUAAGUACUACAAAGAGUAUUAACCCCCCGGGGGCCCCCCAGUGUCUUUGAAAGUAAUAAUUUUAUUUGUUAUUGACACCAAAAUGGAUAAGAAAACUCGUAGCAGUAACAAUAACAACAACAAUGGUAUGAAACCUCAUGGUUUUAAGAGACAACUUGAGGCAGAUAAAAUCAUAGGAAGUACCAAAUCAAACGGGGAAAUAUUAUUUCUAAUGAAAUGGAAAGGGACAGAGGAGAUUGAUCUUGUCACAGCAAAAGAGGCUAAUAAACUUUGUCCUCAAGUUGUUAUCAAAUUUUAUGAGGACAGGAUGACGUGGAAGCUGACAUAA
Messenger RNA from Copidosoma floridanum, 423 nucleotides. Its product is annotated as chromobox protein homolog 1-like. The record is from RefSeq and is a predicted model, not a curated record. Gene Ontology annotation, cellular component: nucleus. NCBI's taxonomy places the organism in Eukaryota, Metazoa, Arthropoda, Insecta, Hymenoptera, Encyrtidae.